Messenger RNA from Caenorhabditis briggsae, 279 nucleotides. The record is from RefSeq and is a predicted model, not a curated record. Lineage: Eukaryota; Metazoa; Nematoda; Chromadorea; Rhabditida; Rhabditidae. The transcript has 2 exons. The coding region runs from base 1 to 279 and encodes 92 amino acids.
AUGACUAACGCAAUGGUUUCCAACAUGCCCAUUGACGAAGAGGAUCAUCACGAAUUCUGUAUGGAUAUGCUUCACGAGUCUCAUAAUGACAAUUCGCUACCACUUAUCACUACAACUCCGGAUAUGCCAGCAACUAUCCGAACCCAAGAUCGUCCGGUUGUUCUUUAUAUGGCACCUGUCCACAAACAGGAGAACGAGAAAAAGUGUGCUUGUGGACAAGACGGGGACAACGGCGCUUCUGGAAUCUCGAAGGGAAUUCAGAAAGUCACCAUUCAGUAA